Aspergillus campestris IBT 28561 is the source of this 1440-nucleotide messenger RNA. Its product is annotated as SDR family oxidoreductase. NCBI's taxonomy places the organism in Eukaryota, Fungi, Ascomycota, Eurotiomycetes, Eurotiales, Aspergillaceae. The record is from RefSeq and is a predicted model, not a curated record. The coding region runs from base 44 to 1300 and encodes 418 amino acids. The transcript has a single exon.
ACAACUCUAUGCACAUACCCAAUUAUCUUCCAAAAAAACCAAAAUGCCAACUGCCAUAGUAACCGGCGCCACCGGCAUCACCGGCAACGCCAUCGUGCAGCAUCUACUGCAAGACCCCUCGUACACAAAGAUCCACACCCUCUCCCGGCGCCAACCAGGCCUCAAAGAUCCGCGCAUCCAGCACGCCCAGCUCGACCUCCAAGCAUCGGCCGCGGAAAUGGCCCAAGCCCUGCAGGGCAUCUCAGCGGACUACGUCUUUUUCAGCGCGUACCUCGCGCGUCCCGACGAAGGCGAAUCCGCGCGUGUCAACAGCACUCUGCUAUCUAACUUUAUUGAGGCUCUCGAAACUACCGGCGCUAUCAAGCAGCUCAAACGGCUGAUCCUGACUUGCGGUUUCAAGCACUACGGUGUUCAUCUGGGUCUGACCAAGCAGCCGCUGCUGGAGUCCGACCCGCGGCUGGAGAACGGAGCAGGCGGCCGCGACUGGCCGCCUAACUUCUACUACGCGCAGCAAGGCAUCCUCGAGAAGGCAUCCCGGCGCGGAAACUGGGAGUGGAUCUGCACGCUGCCGAAUGACGUGAUCGGCUACGCAAAGAACAACUUCAUGAAUGAGGCGACCGCGCUGGGUCUGUACUGCGCUGCUAGCAAGGCCCUGCCCGGGUCCAGGCUGAUCUACCCGGGCAAUCGCACCAAUUACUUCGCUUACAACUGCUGGACGUCGGCUGAGACGCACGCACGGUUUUGCUUGUGGGCUGCUACGGCGCCGGGGGCUGGGAACAAUAUCUUUAACGUCACCAAUGGCGACAUCGAGUCGUUCCAGAAUCUGUGGCCCCGUCUCGCUGCGCGGUUUGGCUGCACCGUUCCGGAGAAUAUGUUCGGCCCUAAUGGCCAGCAGGCAGAUACCUCGUGCGCGACGGAGACGCAUCUGCCAAACAGUCAUCCGAUCUGCGUGCACGCGCGCGAACUGGGAAUCCCCGAAGACGACGCAUUGAGCACGCAGCCACCGGUGCUGCGACUGCUGGUUGACCCGCAGAAGUGGGCCCAACGCCAGGACGUCCAGGAGGCAUGGACACAGCUGCGUGACAAGUAUAACCUGGACCAGAAGGCGUGGGACGGUGCGACGUGGGACUUCUUGACGUUUGUGCUGGGACGCGAAUGGGGGUGUGUGGGGACCAUGAGCAAGGCUAGGGCGCUGGGGUGGUCGGGGUAUGAGGAUACGUGGGAGGCCUUUGAGAGGACGUUCGAGACGCUAGAGAGAGAAGGAAUUUUGCCACCUGCAGAGAAAUUGCGGAGUGGUUGAUCUGGGUUUGCGCAUCGAGGAGAGGCCUGCGAGAUGGGCUCAAUUGGUCUGUACUAGGGCUGUUCGUGAACCUAGCCUAUAAUAUGUAAUAUAUGAUGGGAUAUCAGUGAAAGGAAAGACAAAGUUCAAUAUCUUACAUA